Messenger RNA from Papaver somniferum (opium poppy), 2925 nucleotides. RefSeq names its product histone deacetylase 5-like. Lineage: Eukaryota; Viridiplantae; Streptophyta; Magnoliopsida; Ranunculales; Papaveraceae. The record is from RefSeq and is a predicted model, not a curated record. Gene Ontology annotation, cellular component: histone deacetylase complex. Gene Ontology annotation, biological process: chromatin organization. The transcript has 11 exons. The coding region runs from base 981 to 2576 and encodes 531 amino acids. Gene Ontology annotation, molecular function: histone deacetylase activity.
AAGAGAGUGUGUGAGAAGUCUUGGAGGGAAAGAAUUUCAGAAUUCUCAGCGAUCGAGAAAGAAAGAGAAGAGAGCGAGAGUGUGUGGUAAGUCUUGGAGGGGAAGAAUUUCAUAAUAGCGUUUGGACUGUGCAAUUAAAACUCUAAAAUUUAUGUGAGUUUUGGGUGGUGGCUAUGAAGACGUCUUGUAUACGUUAUGUAUGUAUCAUCGCAAACCAUGAAGAAAAAUCUAGGUUCAUGGAUUUAUUAUUGGAUACUUGUCAUGAAGCUCGAGAUGUUGCAGCAGACACUAUCUUAAAAGAUAGGCCUGGUGAUCAGUUACAGAUCGGAGAAGCAUGCAAGUCCAACUGUAUUGCUGUUACACACAUGUUCCGUUCGUCUAAGUACCUGAUCAACAUAAUGGCAUCUCCCUGCAAUAUGGUUGAUGGCGCACUGGUUAUAAUCAACUAUGAAAAUGGUCUCUGUCCGAAUAUUGAAGAUGGACUUACUAAAGCUAUCAAAAAUAUGACCCAAGUUACGCUUCUCAUAAAUAACGUUGAUCGGUGUUUUGAAUUAAAUGGCGAAAAGGUCUAUACACAUCUUUUUUCUAUUAUCAACCAGGUGAACGACAUCAUAAGGAAAUAUGGAGGUGCUGAGGUUUGUCCGGUUAGAGGAACUGUUGGAUUUGCAUUUGGAAAACAUGAUUGUGCUUUUCACUCUUUCUAAGUUUGCCGGAGAGAAGUGGGGGGUGGAAAAAUUAUGGGGUGAAAGUUAUUACGACACUAAAUUGUCUAGGUGGUAUAGAAAAAAAACCAAGUCUGCGACAUGCAAAAGAGGAUUUAUCCAGUUCUGCUAUGAACCAAUCAAGCAGAUCUUCGAUUAUGCUUCGGAUGACGAAAUGGAUAGUUUGUACCGUAGAUCAGUAGAACUGGGUUUCGGGGACCUAGAGAAGUCUGAUGGGACGAGCAUGGUAAAUAGCAUUAUGCUGAAUUGGGUUACAGAAUGUUAGCUGACAUGAUAAUCUGUCAACUGCCCUCGCCUCCUAUGGCUCAAAGGUACCGAAUUGAAGCUCUUUAUGCAGGUAACAUAAGUGACUCAUAUGGGCAAGGUAUCACAAAGUGUGAUCCGAAUGCUCCACUCAUGGUUUAUACUUCCAGAAUAGUUCAAGAGAAGGAUAAACGAACAGAUGCAAGUAAGGAUAAAACAGUUUUGGCUCGUGUAUUAUCAGGGAGUAUGCGAGCAGGAAGGAAAAUCCGAGUCUUGGACCAAGAUUUUUUUAUGGGUGAGAAUGAAUGUGUGUAUACUGAUAUUGUACAAUUCCGUGAUGGAAAGAAAAGGGAUGUCCGUACCGGUGAUUUGGUUGUGUUAGAAAGCUCGGGCCAGUGGAAGCCUGUGGGUGCUACUAUUACCGGUGUGGAGGAUAUCGGGGCAUCAUUAUUAAAACCCCCACGGUAUUUAAAGUUUCCCAAUGCUCAAUCGACAAAGGAUAUAGACAAGAAAGUAGGUAUCAUAUGGGAUGAACGUUUUAUAUCUGGUCAUAUACCUUACAACAACAAAAAUGAGAUCCCAGACAGAACAAAUAAAAUAAUGGAAAGCCUCCGAGUUCAGGGCCUGUUGCCAAGGUGCAAAACAAUGAGGCCAACCAAUUCUGCAACUCUUGACGAUGUUGCUUUGGUUCAUACACCAGAGUACAUUAACUCAGUAAAAGACAUUUGUGCUAUAACUGAUACUGAGAUGAGGAAUGAUGAGGCUGGAGCUAAGUUUGGGGACCUUUAUCUCAGCAAAAAGUCUUUCAAAACUGCACUUCUGGCAGCUGGUGCGGCAAUCGAGGUGGUUGAGAAAGUGAUUAAGAAAGAAUUAGACUCAGCUUUCGCCAUUGUAAGACCUCCUGGGCAUCAUGCUGAGGCAAAUAAAGGAAUGGGAUUCUGUGUUUUUAACAAUGUAGCGGUUGCAGCAAGUGUUGUUUUGGGAAGACUGCCCUUGAAUGUCAAAAGAAUCUUGAUUGUAGAUUGGGACAUACAUCAUGGAAAUGGAACGCAGGAGACGUUCUUGGGUAACUCCAAUGUGUUGGUGUUUAACGUACACAGGUACAGAGUUGGCUUCUUUUCCCGUGAUGGAACUGGUAAGGGCAAAGGGUACAACGUGAAUGUGCCUCUGGAAGAAGACAGAUAUUCUGACGCUGACUACAUGGCAAUUUGGGAUCAUGUAUUGGUUCCAAUUGCCACAUCCUUUAAUCCCGAUCUCAUCCUCAUAUCUGGAGGAUUUGAUGCAGCCAAAGGAGAUCCCUUAGGCGGUUGCUCUGUCACGCCAAAUGGGUUUUCGUUGAUGGUAAAAAAGUUGAUGGGACAGCAAGAUGGAAGAAUUGUUAUAACUCUUGAAGGUGGCUACUCCUUGAGCGCAUUGCCCAAAUGCGUUUGUGCCACUGUGGAAGCUUUGCUUCAGGGAAAGCACAUUGGGGAGUUAUCAUCCAAUGAUGGUUCCUCCAUAAAAAUUUCAACAUGGCACCUUAUUCAGAAGGUGUGUUUGGCGUUCAAGAAGUAUUGGCCAACCCUCAUAUAUAACGAGGAGAUUGCUGAUUUAAAAACUUGCCGUCGCUGAGAAGGAGAAUGCUGCUUUAAAGAGUGUCUUGCGAGGAACGGGUGAACAUUUACUCAAAUGGUCUGGUGGACAGGUGAACGAAGAAAACACCGACUGAAGACAAGCAAUUUAUAUAAGUCUACUAUCUGUUAGCAGUCAUAUUUCCUUGUAUAUAUGUUGGACAAGUAUCCUCCUGUAAUCUGUUAAUGACAAUCAUACUACUCUGUAGGUUUCCAUGGUUGUAUGACUGUUAUUGUUUUCAAACGAGGAACAGAAUAUAAAAUUCAUCGUUCUAGUGGUGUUAUUAAUUUUCACUAGUGUCUGUCCCGUGGUUUGCACGGGAUUAAGUUAAUUGAAUUAUUCUUUGUGC